Molecule: messenger RNA, 2163 nt
Organism: Helianthus annuus (common sunflower)
Lineage: Eukaryota; Viridiplantae; Streptophyta; Magnoliopsida; Asterales; Asteraceae
Exons: 4
Coding region: 1-2163 (720 amino acids)
Molecular function (GO): zinc ion binding; nucleic acid binding
Source: RefSeq, a predicted model, not a curated record
AUGGAUGAGUUUAUGAAUCCGUUCAGUGACAUGUUUGCUUUCACGGGAAACACAGGAGAUGAUACAUCAAACAACACAAAUGAAAACGUUUCAAAUCCGAGUGCGAAGAAAACUCUUUCUGAUGCUUUGAGUGUAGAGAGUGCCUAUGGGACGUACAACAAACCUCCUAAACUGAUGGUAAUAGAAGAAUACAAUAGAUGGGCUAAAAGGUUUGAAGAGUGGCUAAAAGCGUUUGCAUAUCCAAGCUGGAAGAGCAUGAAGAAUGGUUUCAAUAUGGGAAGAUCAGAUUAUGAAAAUAUAGAAGGCACUGAAGAUGUAGAUAGUUUUCUAACUGAACAAAAGUGCAUUGCAUUGCUUCAUCAGUCUGUGAGAGACGACAUAAUAUCGUUGAUUGAGUACACAAAUGCGAAAGAUCUAUGGAAGAAACUAAGAGUGAAAUGUGUGGGUAGUGCUGAGAUAAACACAAUCAAGUCGGAGGAUCUGACGGUUGAUCUGUUAAUUGAAAGAGUAGAGAGUCAUGAGCUGGAGAUCAAGAAAUCAUACAAAGUCAAUCAUUCUUCAUAUCAGGAGAAUGUUGAGCUAUAUUACCGAGGAAGUAUGAUCCCGAAGAAUGUGUCUCCUAAGACAGCUUUCUCAGCUGAAAAUUCUAACACAUCAAAUCAAGAGAGUUCAAGCAGUGGUUUUCAUAGUGGUUCAUUGUCAACAACUCUAAGCCAGUCGGCUUCAAAGAAUUUGUUCCAAUGCAAUAUCGUUGUUGAUCUUAAAAAUGCUCAAAACUUUAGUGAAGAAUCUGCCAAACAACAAAUGGUGUUUUUAGCAUCUGUUUUGGAAUAUUACGAGAGUCUUGUUGUCACGUGCUUCAGAUGUAAACAAAAGGGACAUUUCAAACGUGAAUGUCGAAACGCACCAGCUGAUGAUACUGCAAAUCCAUUUCGUGAAGAUUACUACAAAAGAGCAAAUUAUCAUCAGAACAAAUCUGAACCUCCCAGAAUGAAGCAGCUUGAAGAUGCCUCCAAAGAAAAAUCAAGAGCUCUUGCUGUUAUUCAUGAUGACGAAGGUUUCGACUGGAGUGAACUGCUACCAGAAGAGGAUGUAGUGGGCUAUGCGUUUGUGACAAAAAUUGUUCCUUUCAAAGACAACAGAAUAGAAGAAGAAAAAUUCAUCAACAGAAGGAUGAAAGCCCAAAACAGGAUGAGCAGAAUCUAUCAUACAUUCAAAGAAGCUAAGAAGGCGAAGAGAUGGGAUGCUGAUAGAGAAUGUUACCUUGAUCCCAAAGGAAACAUUGCAGUUGAUCCAGAUUCUAUUAGUGUUGAUGCUCUCAUCCAGCAAAUUGCUGAAGAAGAAGAAGAAGAAGAAGCAAAUCAGAGAUUGUGGUGGGGAGGAGGAGAAGCUGAUGAUAAAGAAAAAGAAAUGGAGGAAGAGCCGCAGUUAAAGAAAGUUGAUGACGGAAUUAUUGACACGUCACAGGAGUUUACUGCUGAAAAUUUGAAGAAGAUGGCUGACAAAGUACUUGCUGCAAAAGAGCUAGAGGUAGUUUCUGGUUCUGGAACUGAGUCUAAAAGCAAGGUCAGUCAGAAUGAUGCAAUCAAUGAGUCAGGUAAGAAAGCUAAAACUGAGAGCGACUGCAAAAAUUGCAUGAAAGACUGCAAGGUUUGUAGUACACUUGCUUACCUCAGUGGUAAAAUGACCGAAGAAUUGACAAAAAGAGUCAGAGACGUUGAAGACCAGAUCUUAAACCGUGAUAAAAUGUUAAAAGCUUCAAAUGAACGAUCAGAAGAAUUAACUGAGAAAAUCGAAAAAGAUAAAAAUGACGUAGAAAGAAUUCAGAAAGAAAACGAAAAGCUAAUUCAUGAAAAUCGUCAACUCUCAGAAAAUUUUGAGAAGCUAAAACGAACGGUUAAAGUUUCUGAUGAAAGAAAUAGUAAAACAACCAAAGAAAAUCUUCAACUAUCAGGACUUCCAAGGGAUGUUCAAAAGAAAGACCAACCAUCUGGUAAACCUCUUAAAGAUGAGUUUUUCUUAUACAAAGAGGUUGAGGUUGGAUCUGAAGAGAGCUUAAAAAUGAAUGACAAAAAUUUUCCACCAUUGUUCACCAAAACAACUCACAUCAAUGUCAAGUUACCCGAGUCAAAAGAGGCUUGGGUGGCAUCAAAAUCUAACUAA